Molecule: messenger RNA, 3093 nt
Organism: Oenanthe melanoleuca
Lineage: Eukaryota; Metazoa; Chordata; Aves; Passeriformes; Muscicapidae
Gene: PPP2R2B
Product: protein phosphatase 2 regulatory subunit Bbeta
Exons: 9
Coding region: 157-1488 (443 amino acids)
Biological process (GO): peptidyl-serine dephosphorylation
Cellular component (GO): protein phosphatase type 2A complex; cytosol
Molecular function (GO): protein binding; protein phosphatase regulator activity
Source: RefSeq, a predicted model, not a curated record
GCCGGUCGGUGCCGUAUGGGAGGAGCCAGCGGGCACCGCCGCCCCUGCGCCCCCCCCGCCGCAUUUGGCGGCCGCCGCCGCGGAGCAGGGCGCGGGGGGGGAUGAUGGAUCCGCGGCUGCGGCUGCUGACGCCCCGCGCCCGCCUGCCCGCCGUCAAUGGAGGAGGACGCUGAGACCCGUAAGAUCAGCAGCAGUUUCCUGCGGGAUCACAGCUAUGCCACAGAAGCUGACAUCAUCUCCACAGUUGAGUUCAACCACACUGGAGAGUUGCUGGCAACAGGGGACAAGGGGGGCCGGGUUGUAAUAUUCCAGCGUGAGCAGGAGAGCAAGAACCAGCCCCACCGCAGGGGAGAGUACAAUGUCUACAGCACCUUCCAGAGCCACGAGCCGGAGUUCGAUUACCUGAAGAGCCUGGAGAUCGAGGAGAAGAUCAACAAGAUCCGAUGGCUGCCGCAGCAGAACGCGGCGUAUUUCCUGCUCUCCACCAACGAUAAGACCGUCAAGCUCUGGAAGGUCAGCGAGAGGGACAAGAGGCCGGAGGGGUACAACCUCAAGGAUGAGGAGGGGCGUCUGCGAGACCCCUCCAUGAUCACCGUGCUGCGGGUGCCCGUGCUGCGGCCCAUGGACCUGAUGGUGGAGGCCACUCCCCGCAGGGUGUUCGCCAACGCCCACACCUACCACAUCAACUCCAUCUCUGUCAACAGCGACUACGAGACCUACAUGUCCGCCGACGACCUGCGGAUAAACCUGUGGAACUUUGAAAUCACCAACCAGAGCUUUAACAUCGUGGACAUCAAACCCGCCAACAUGGAGGAGCUGACCGAGGUGAUCACGGCAGCCGAGUUCCACCCGCACCACUGCAACACCUUCGUGUACAGCAGCAGCAAGGGCACCAUCCGCCUGUGCGACAUGCGCACGGCCGCGCUCUGCGACCGCCACGCCAAGUUUUUUGAAGAGCCUGAAGACCCAAGUAACCGGUCAUUUUUUUCUGAGAUCAUCUCCUCAAUCUCUGAUGUCAAAUUCAGCCACAGUGGAAGGUACAUCAUGACCCGGGACUACCUCACUGUCAAGGUGUGGGACCUGAACAUGGAGAACCGGCCCAUUGAGACCUACCAGGUCCAUGACUACCUGCGGAGCAAGCUCUGCUCUCUCUACGAGAACGACUGCAUCUUUGACAAGUUCGAGUGUGUCUGGAACGGCUCUGACAGUGUCAUCAUGACCGGCUCCUACAACAACUUCUUCCGCAUGUUCGACCGCAACACGAAGCGCGACGUGACGCUGGAGGCGUCGCGGGAGAGCAGCAAGCCCCGCGCCGUGCUCAAACCCCGCAAGGUCUGCGUGGGCGGCAAGCGCCGCAAGGACGAGAUCAGCGUGGACAGCCUGGACUUUAGCAAAAAGAUCCUGCACACAGCUUGGCACCCCUCCGAGAACAUCAUUGCUGUGGCAGCUACAAACAACCUGUACAUAUUCCAGGACAAGGUUAACUAGGAGGGCAGCUCUUCCUUUUCGUGUACUGACACCAGUGAACACAAGGUUUCAACUGUUCCUUUCCUUUCUUCCUUUCUUCCUUCAGCCGCUCUUCCUUCUUCCUUUCUUCCUUCAUUUCCUUUCUUUCCUUUCUUUUCUCUUUUCUUUCUUUCUUUUCCUUUCCUUCCUGUUGUUUGUUCAGUUCCUGCUCUGCAGAUCACAGUUGUGCAGAGGAGCACUGGGCACCCCAGCCCAGGGGCCACUGGGGGCACCCCCCCAGACACCAGAUUUAAACAGGGAGAGCUGAGGCUUCUUGCAGGGCAGUGUGAAGACGCCAGGCCCGGCUGUCCCAUGUCCCCAGGCAGUGCUGGGGUGGCAGUGGCCCUCUGCCCAGGCUGAGGUGAUGUGGAGGGGGCUGCCAACAGGGGAAGGGGUUGAUGGGGUAACACACCGCGGGCUCUGGCCAGCUCUGGUGGCAGUGGUCCCACCCCAAUUGCUUUCCACCUGAUCCCAGAAAUGUUCCACCUGUUGUGUUGAAGACUGGAAUGUUGCCUCCCUUUGCCAUUUUCCACAUUUGUCUUUUUAUUACAACAGUUUUGUUUUACCAACAGAGACAGCAAAACCAAACGCAAAAUGGAAAAGUUCAGUUUUGCAAUGGACAAGCGUGGGGGGGGGGGUAUGUGCUGCACCUCCAGAUGUGUCUGCUCCAGCCAGGCUGCCCCCCAGCCCCCAGAACCCUCCUGAGGAUUGGGCUUUGUAGAUACUGUGGUGCCUUCUUUGGUAUAUGAAAUACCUUUAUAAACAAUGCUUCCGACCUGCAUUGAUCGCAAACCAAACCAACCCUGGGCUCUGCUGCAGUUCUGGGCUUUGCUUUGGUCAUUUUUCUCAUUCUGUUGUGAGCUCUUGCAUGUCGUGACUGACUGUCUCUCUCUUUCUCUCUCUUUCUCUCUUUUUUAAUUAAUUUAUUUAUUUAUUCAAUUUUUUUAAAGAUAAAGUAUAAGUUGCUAAUUUAUGACCUAAAAAGGAAUCCAACUGUAUAUUGCUGUUAGCCCCUGACUGUGUCAGAGAGAGGCUGUCUGCAGUCCUACAUUAUAAUAACAAUGAUAAAAAUAAUAAAACCAGUAACUCUUUCUCUUUGCAUGGCGAGGCUGCCUCUUUCUACUCCACAGAUUGCUCAGGUCCCUCUUCACUUGAGCACUUGCUCAAUAAAACAAGAUUGACUGGAUUUUCUGUAAAUCUGAAAACUGCUCCUGCAGCAAGAAGCAAACGAAGCCAAUUACAAAAUUCAGCACCGUCACUUGGGCAGUGGCUCCACGAGGUGACCCUGCUGCCACCCCCCGAGGGAUGUGGGCACCCCCAGCAGCCACAGCUCCAGGGACCCUGGGACAGUCCCUCGACCAUGGAUCCCGAGCAGAGACAGAAACUGCUGCACUCCCACCCAGCUCAUGGACUGCACGGGAGCUGGGGAGGCUGGGGAGCCCCACUGCACCUCCAGAGGAGCCAUUCCAAGGGAAGAGCAAAGAGCACUGGCAAACGGAUUUAUUCCAAGGGACGGCUUUCAGGAGUAACUUUUUUUAAAAAAUGAAAUGGUAAAAUAAAAUAGCAAGAGUAAACAAACCAUUUUAU